Molecule: messenger RNA, 689 nt
Organism: Phytomonas sp. EM1
Lineage: Eukaryota; Euglenozoa; Kinetoplastea; Trypanosomatida; Trypanosomatidae
Source: the annotation of a GenBank genome assembly
CAAGCAAUCAACUAAAUUCAAUUCGUUCACAUGGCACCGAAAAAAAAAGAGGAAGAGCGCGAAUUUUGUGCCGGAUCAUUUACAUUUCAAGAUGGCAGCGUAUAUGAAGGCCACUAUAUCAAAAAGGAUACAUCUACUGAUCUGACGCAACAAGUUUCUGGAAGUCGUCUCUCUGCAACAGCUGCGUCAAAAUUGAACACUAGUACACAUAGUCUAGAGCGAGGAACUUCCGCUCCGACAGUGAUUCCGCAGGGUCUUGGGAUAUUUCGUGAUUGUAGUGGGGCCAUCUACGAUGGUCAGUGGUUAGAUGGUAAGAUGUACGGGACUGGUACCUUAACCUUUCCGAGCGGUUGCUAUUAUAAAGGAGAAUUUUUGGCCAACCAUUACAACGGGGUGGGAAAGUAUGCAUGGCCAGAUGGCUCAUAUUAUAAAGGGGAGUGGAGACAGGGUAUGAUGCAUGGGAGUGGUAUGUACAUGGAUGCUUCAGGGAGAUGCUGGCAUGGAGUUUUUACUGAUGGUGUAUGUACUUCUGCAGUUGCCGAGCAGGUUUUUUAGAGGGGAGGCACGUUUGAAGCGAAAUGCACAAACACACCCAAACAUUGGGUACAUUAAUUGAUAAACUUCACAAUGUUAUGGCAUUAUUCUUGUUACUUUUUUUAUAUGUAAACCAUGAUCUGCGAUUGUUUUUU